AUGGGUAUAGAAACUUGUUUAGAAAAUUUAUCAAACGAGAUUUUCGUGGAAACAUUUGACUAUCUACAUGCGCUUGAUAUCUUUAGUGCAUUUGGUUCAUUGAAUAAACGAAUUUCGUCGAUUUUACAAUCAACUCUACUUCGUAUUAUUAUUUCAGAAAUUCAUUGUCGUAAUCAAGUUGACUUUCUUUCUUCUUAUCUUACUUUCCAUGAUCAUCAAGUUAUUUCAAUACAAAUUGAUGAUACAAUUUGUGAUGAUACAUCUAUUAUUAGUUUAUUAUUCAGUCGACAUAAUUUUAUUAAUCUUCAAUUCUGUAAAUUUAUAAGAAUCGAUCAAUCAACAAAACUUGACAAUGUUAUUCAACAAAUAAAAACUUUUGAUAAACUUGUUUCAUUUAAUAUUUUUAAUCCAAAUGGUAUAACUAUGAAUGAAAACGAUAAAUGUGAAUUAGCCCGAAUUAUUGAUCCAUUUUUGAUACCAUCUGUCAAUGAAGCUGAUCUUCCUGUAUUAUCACAUGUGAUCUCAUUUGAAUUGACACUUUAUGUUGCAUGGAAUACUGCUUCAAUUAAUUAUUUAUUACGUUGUAUGCAUAAUCUUAAAUAUUUCAUUUUUAUAUUUAAGCCAAUUAGAUCAAACUAUUUAUUUCCUGUGGAUUUAAUUGACGGUUAUGUAUGGCAAGAAAUGUUAGAACUUUAUGUUCCAUAUCUAUCGAAAUUUGAGUUUCAUAUGUCAAUUUGGAAAUAUAGUCCACGAACCGAUUUGAAUAUUGUUAUUAAUUCAUUUAAAUAUUUUGUUAACAAAUAUUCUAACUGGCACAUGAUUAUUGAUCAAUGGAGUUCGGCGUAUUCAGUUCUUGCCGAAUUUAUUAUGCUUCGUACAUUGAAUUAUCACAAACAUAAAUCAAAUCCGUAUACAUAUAUACCUUCAAUUCCUAGUGGAAGUUUUAACACACAAUUAACAAUGGAAAAUAUAGAUGAUCAUCAUUAUCUUUUUUAUAAGAAUAAAAUAGAUUUAAGACUAUACAUGACAUCUGAAAGACCAACUAUUACUUAUUCUUCUCCAUUAUUUCAACAAAUCAAAUUUUUCACAUUAGAAAUGUCAAAAAUUCCUUCAACAUGGUUGAACAAUUUUCUGGAUAUUGUUAAUUUUCAUGAAACAAGUGAUGAUGAUGCAGAAGAAAUUGUUACUUAUCUUUCAAAUUGGAUUUAUUUAUCCAAAUUAGUUGAAAUGAAAUUUGGCUCAUCAUUUGAUAUAUAUAGAUGGAAAUAUGUUCAGUUUAUUUUACAAGAAUGUUCAAACUUGACCAGUCUUACAAUAUUAACUGAAUUAUUAAUCUAUUCGAAAUUUAUUGAUAAUUCAUUUCUUAUUCCAAUUUUCAAACGAAUUAAACUAAUUGAAACAACAUUUGAAGAUGUUUAUUUUCCUUCAAGUUUUUCAAUGAA
Adineta steineri is the source of this 1442-nucleotide messenger RNA. The record is from the annotation of a GenBank genome assembly. Lineage: Eukaryota; Metazoa; Rotifera; Eurotatoria; Adinetida; Adinetidae.